AUGUCCAAGGAGGAUAUUAUAUUACCAUCAGCAUCAUCAUUGUCUACCUUAACCAUUUCAGAUACAUCACAGUCUGGUUUUGGGUAUAAUCCAGCGGUAGGUCCAACAUCUAAUACCAUAACUCAAGAAACAUCAAAUAUCUUGUUGAAUAAAAAAACAGUAAGUUUAACGCCAACGUCAUCCAAUUCUAUAUAUGAUAGAAACUUGAAUAAGAAGGCUCCGGAAAUCAGCAUAUCGUCCUUAUCAUUUUUGUUUUGUGAAAUUGUCAACUGGGCACAUAAGAAUUCAAAAGGAAUCCAAGACUUGGAGCUGAGAUUAAAUGGACUUGGUUAUCAAAUCGGCCAACGGUUUCUCGAGCUUGUCAAAUUCCAGGAAGGUAUAAAGUAUGGUAAAAGAGAAGUUAAGAUUAUUGAAAUAUUACAAUUUAUACAUGGUUCCUUGUGGAAGAGUGUGUUUGGUAAGACUGCUAACGAAUUAGAAAAAUCGCAAGAUGUAAAUAACGAGUACAUGAUUACAGAUAACUUGCCUUUAAUGUCCAAGUUUAUAAGCAUUCCUAAAGACUACAGUAAUUUAAAUUGUUCUGCAUUUACAGCAGGAAUAAUCGAGGGGGCACUUGAUUCAGCAUAUUUCAACGCUACUGUAACGGCUCAUUCGGUUCCUAAAGAAGGUUAUCCCUUGCGAACUGUUUUUUUGAUCAAUUUUGACGAUCUGUUAUUCGUUAGGGAGGAACUACGCUUCAAUCAAUAG
Messenger RNA from Debaryomyces fabryi, 747 nucleotides. Its product is annotated as TRAPP subunit. The coding region runs from base 1 to 747 and encodes 248 amino acids. NCBI's taxonomy places the organism in Eukaryota, Fungi, Ascomycota, Pichiomycetes, Serinales, Debaryomycetaceae. The record is from RefSeq and is a predicted model, not a curated record. Gene Ontology annotation, biological process: endoplasmic reticulum to Golgi vesicle-mediated transport. Gene Ontology annotation, cellular component: TRAPPIII protein complex; TRAPPI protein complex; TRAPPII protein complex. The transcript has a single exon.